CAAAGCACACGGCGCGCGUUCCCCAGUUGCCAAAUUCUCCGUCUCCCUUCUCCGAUCUUCACGUAUAAAUAAUCUCCAAGAACCGAAAUCGAUCUUCAAUAUCUAAAUUAGAUCUUCAAGGUAAAGAUACAAAUCCAAUCCAUGAAGGGGAGCAAAGCGGCGAGCUUUAAGCUGUACGCCAAUCUGGCCUACUGCUACAUCGUCGACCACCUUCUCACCCUCUCCCUACUCGUCUCCGCCGCCGCCAUGACGAUGGCCGCGAUGAAGCUUGACUGGUUUCUUGAGCUCCGCUUCCAAUGGGACGACAGAGCUCACCUGCUCUUGCUGCUCCUCGUCCUCGUCGUCGCCGGAGUGUCGUUAUAUCUCAUAAUGAGCCGGCCGCGCGACGUCUACCUGGUGGACUUCGCUUGCCACCUGCCUCCGGCCGACCUUAAGCUCUCCGUCAAGAUGAUGGAGGAGCGGUUGCGCUCCAGCGGCAAGUUCGACGACGAGACGAUCGAGUUCCAGCUCAAGCUGUUCGGCCGCUCCGGCAUCGGCGAGGAGUCCUACGUCUCGCCGGCGCUUCAUCAGGUGAGUCUCUGCCACUCCAUGGAAGCUGCCCUCGCCGAGACCCAGCAAGUCAUCUUCGACGCCCUCGACUCCCUCUUCGCCCGCACCGGCCUCCGGCCCCGCGACGUCGACCUUCUCAUCGUCAACUCCAGCAUCUUCAACCCCACCCCCUCCAUCUCCGCCAUGAUCGUCAACCACUACCGCCUCCGCUCGAACGUCCGCACCUUCAACUUGGGCGGCAUGGGCUGCAGCGCCAGCCUCAUCGCCGUCGACCUCGCCCGCGACCUCCUCCAGGUGCACAAUCCGGCCUACGCCAUCGUCGUUAGCACCGAGAACCUAACCUAUAACUUGUACGCCGGCCGCCGCCGGGAGAUGCUGGUGCCCAACUGCAUCUUCCGCAUGGGCGGCGCAGCUGUGCUGCUUUCCAACCGCCGCGCCGACAGAAGCCGCGCCAAGUAUAGACUAACCCACGUGGUGCGCACCCACCACGGGGGCGACAAGGCCUACCGCUGCGUGUUCCAGGAGGAGGACGAAGAGGGGAACAUUGGCGUGGCGCUGUCCAAGGACGUGAUGCCGGUGGUCGCAGGCGCGCUCCGCGACAACAUCUCGGCGCUAGGCUGGCGGGUGCUGCCGCUGGCGGAGCAGCUAAGGUUCCUGGCGGAAAAGGCGGUGGCCGCGAUGACGAAGAGGAAGGCGGCGCGUGCGCCGGACUUCAAGAGGGCGUUCGAGCACUUCUGCUUCCACGCCGGCGGGAAGGCGGAGAUCGAUAAUCUGGCGUCGGGCCUGCGGCUCCGGCCCAUCGACGCGGAGCCGUCGCGCAUGACGCUGCACCGCUUCGGCAACACGUCGUCGAGCUCCAUCUGGUACGAGCUGGCCUACAUCGAGGCGAAGGGGCGGGUGCGGAAGGGCCACCGCGUGUGGCAGAUUGCCUUCGGCAGCGGCUUCAAGUGCAACAGCGCCGUCUGGCAGGCCAUGCGCGACGUCACGCCGCCAACCGACGGCCCGUGGCUCGACUGCAUCCACCUCUACCCGGUUCCAACGCCCGACGACGACCAUCUCCCUCCGCAAUCGCACCAGUAAGAACGGUUACGUAUCCAACACGAAAGAUCUAAGUUCGCCGUCAAAUCAAUCAAUAAUUUCCCGACAAUUAUAUAAUCUUUUG
Messenger RNA from Zingiber officinale, 1711 nucleotides. RefSeq names its product 3-ketoacyl-CoA synthase 4-like. The record is from RefSeq and is a predicted model, not a curated record. NCBI's taxonomy places the organism in Eukaryota, Viridiplantae, Streptophyta, Magnoliopsida, Zingiberales, Zingiberaceae. Gene Ontology annotation, cellular component: membrane. The transcript is spliced from 2 exons. Gene Ontology annotation, molecular function: acyltransferase activity, transferring groups other than amino-acyl groups. Bases 142 to 1629 code for a protein of 495 amino acids. Gene Ontology annotation, biological process: fatty acid biosynthetic process.